Cydia pomonella (codling moth) is the source of this 1519-nucleotide messenger RNA. Its product is annotated as doublesex- and mab-3-related transcription factor dmd-4-like. Bases 464 to 1354 code for a protein of 296 amino acids. Gene Ontology annotation, biological process: regulation of transcription by RNA polymerase II; sex differentiation. Gene Ontology annotation, molecular function: RNA polymerase II cis-regulatory region sequence-specific DNA binding; protein binding; DNA-binding transcription factor activity, RNA polymerase II-specific. Gene Ontology annotation, cellular component: nucleus. The transcript has 5 exons. The record is from RefSeq and is a predicted model, not a curated record. NCBI's taxonomy places the organism in Eukaryota, Metazoa, Arthropoda, Insecta, Lepidoptera, Tortricidae.
UCCAGUCGCUGGGCCAGGCCCGCUGGGCUGCCCUAUGUAAUAAACACAACACAUGAGAUUUUUUGUUCUCGGCGCCUUCUAGAAACGUGGGGCCUGCGCUGCCCUUCGCAGCCUGCCCCCCCGGGCCAUGGCCCCCUUGGCCCUAGGAUAAAUACGUCCCUAUUUGUAUCCAAUAGGAACCUACCUACUCAUUGUUUACUUAUAAAGAAAUUAAUUAUGCUCUAAACCUUAAUUACAAAAUUAGUCUUUACAAAAGCAUUCGGACCGUUCAGCCUUAAGAGGAAACUAUUAGGCUUAGAGAUGAGAUCGGCUCUUCACGAUGUUUUUAUUCUUAACAGAGCUGCUUACUGUUAGGUAGGUCAGGACCUACUCAAUUAGAUAGCCUACCUUACCUACCUAAAAACCUCUAAGAAGCAUGACAAACUAACUAGUCUCUUUUUAACUAGCAUUCUAAUUAAUAAAUAUGAAACCAGGGAUGCUAAGCGGCGGACGGGCGAGGGUGCCAAAAUGUGCCCGGUGCCGCAACCACGGGCUCAUAUCCAGCCUUCGAGGACACAAGAAGGCUUGCCGCUACCGCACCUGCCAGUGCCCGAAGUGCGGACUCAUCAAGGAGCGGCAGCGUAUCAUGGCGGCUCAGGUAGCCUUAAAGAGGCAGCAGGCAGCGGAAGACAAAAUAGCCCUGCAUCUGGCCUCCGUUGAAAGCGGGACUGCGCUGGAGGCUCUGCCCCCUGGCCGCAUAUACGGCAUGAGGGUCACCGGGCCAUGUCCAAGCCCUGACCAGCCCGACUCAGCGGCCGAUGACCACACGCCUAUACACAUCGACAGCGAGACGAGCGAUUCUCUGCCCGACUGCUGCGCGGCUUCUCCGGAUUCCUGCGGCAACACCUCAACCUCUCCGAGGCCACGUGUUAGUGGCAGCGAAGAAGCCGAGGCAGAAGCUUCCGUGAGCACAGCAGGUCUCGAGAUGCUGAGCAAGUUGUUCCCGGGCAAGAAGCGCUCAGUGCUGGAGCUAGUUCUACGUCGGUGCAAUCACGAUCUGCUGCGUGCUGUUGAGCAUUGCAAUGUGCAACAUGCCCAAACCGACAAAACAUUACUGGCCAGCGCCGGUGCAAGCACCAGCUACGAUUCCGUAUCGAGCUCCGAAGAGCGCUGGUCAGCUUUUAGACCAGUCGGGCCGCGGCCAUUGCUACAGCAACUACCUGCGUUAGUCAUGGGCCGGGUCUGUGGUUCAGAGUGGUUGGUGCCCCUGCCUGCGCUGCCGGCGCUGUCUGGACCUCUGCUACUGCCAUUGCAGCAUCAACCUCCGGUUUGCAACCCCUGCACGCCUGACUGUAGGCAAUGUAAUCGACACUAAAUUGGAUAAGUUGUAAAGAGGAAGCUAAUUGUCUGUAUUUAUCGGGAACCGACUGUUUUCCGGCCUGUCGGACCACGGCCAUUGCUGCAACCACUAGUACCUGCGCUAGUCAUGGGUUGAGUGACUCGAGUGUGCUGCUAUGAGGUAGUGUUACCUACCUCUGCC